AUCAGGACCUUUUCAUGUCGUCUGCUUGUUACCCCCGAGCAAGCCGAUGAUUUCAAUUCUGGGUAGUUCUUGAAAGGCCUGCUUGAUACGAACAGCCGGCUUAAGAAGCCAAAGGCUUGGGCCCCGUACCGAACCCGCAGCGGAAGCCUAGCUACGGGGUUUGGAGAGAUGAGCUCGCGUCAGUGGAUCCUAGAUAGAUGGGGCCCUGGCGGUAUCAUUCAGAUUCCUGCCGAGAACUACUUCCACGAUUUAGAGAAAACCCAAAUCAAACUCUGCUACGCCGCAAAUCUGGAGUACCAGCUUUCCUUGAUCCAGGUUCAGCGUCUGAUGAAGUUCUCCCACACUGUCACAUUCGUGAACUUUGGAGAACCUAUGGAACAGGUUAUAGCUGCAAUAAGGUUCUCUGAACGCUUCUACAAGCGAUUUGCCUCCCAAUCCUUCCAAGACAUGAAGCCGGUGAUAAGCGAAGGAACGCCGUGCGCGAUCGAGUGGAGGGAUGAGACAGAGGAGUCUCCCCGCAAAUGUACUGGCAUGGUUUUCCUAGACAUCUUUGAUUUUCCGUUCCAAUCGGAUCUCAUCGUCUCUGUUACUGGAAGGAAACGCACGGGUUCAAAGGGUUUCUUGAAUCAGUAUCCCGUUUCAGAUGAAACCAGGUCAUACCCCUGCACGUUAGCCUUCGAGACGCUCGAUGACUGCGUCAGGACCCAGAUAAAUACCAUCAACACGAUGUGUUCUGAUGCCCGGAAGGAAUGGCACCAGGCCAUCCUCAACCACGAGCCCAGUGCUUUGCCGCGAGUAAACGUCUUUGACGGAAUACCCGAAGACGAUGUCGCGGCGGCAUACAAGGAGAUAGCUCAGCUGAAACCGUAGAACCAGCCUCAACUCGACUGUUUUGAAUUGUUGAAGUCUAUCCCAUCGAGGUUCGCUGUCAUCAAAGGGAUAUUUGGUUGUGGCAAGACGACCGUACAAGCUGCCAUGGCGAUACUGUGUGCAAAGCUGGGAUUCAAUGUUCUCCUCGUUGCCCCUUCGAACGCCGCUCUUAUUGCGAUCAAAGAAAGACUGGCCGCGCUUAACAGCGAUACAUCGGUCAUGAGAGUUUUGAAAUCCCAAAUAGAAUACUGG
Molecule: messenger RNA, 1122 nt
Organism: Aspergillus steynii IBT 23096
Lineage: Eukaryota; Fungi; Ascomycota; Eurotiomycetes; Eurotiales; Aspergillaceae
Exons: 1
Coding region: 169-870 (233 amino acids)
Source: RefSeq, a predicted model, not a curated record